AUGAGUGAUAAAGUCAAGGUGUUUUUCUAUGGUAGCCACCUGUUCUCUGGUAAUCGACAGGAGCAACUGGUACGUCUGGCCCUGGAGUCGUUGCCCUACCUCGACAUAAAGGUUGAGGAGAUAUUGAUCAAGUCGGAUCUGCACGAUACGACUUACGGAGACGGUGUUACCAUAAACGGCCACCUUCAGGACGAGCCGGUCUUUAUUGGCAUCGAGGUGAAGAAGGGUUCGUCGAAGGAACCCUGCAACUCCAUGUCUACUUUAUUUAUUGAAAUACGGGAAUCCAUCAAAUUUGCUUGGGCUGUCAAGAUUGUUGCAAAUGCAGGCGUUCACUUCGUUAUUCCCCGUGCCAAACAAACGUUCUCAGACGCCAUAAACGUCCUUUGA
This is a messenger RNA of Aspergillus glaucus CBS 516.65, 387 nucleotides long. RefSeq lists its product as uncharacterized. The record is from RefSeq and is a predicted model, not a curated record. The coding region runs from base 1 to 387 and encodes 128 amino acids. NCBI's taxonomy places the organism in Eukaryota, Fungi, Ascomycota, Eurotiomycetes, Eurotiales, Aspergillaceae. The transcript has 2 exons.